AUGUCUGAGCUGCGCUACACCGCCAACACAUCCCUCGAGCAGCUCCACUCGCGCUACGUUGGCACCGGACAUGCGGACAUGACCAAGUUCGAGUGGGUCACCCACAUGCACCGCGACACUUUGUCGUCGAUUGUCGGCCACCCGCCCCUGCUGGCGUACCUCUCCAUUGCGGACGGCGAGUGCCAGGCGCGCGAGCGGUAUGAGGUUAUCGAGCGCAUGUUGCAGCCCUGCGGUGUGCCGCCUGGCAAGACGGAUGACUAG
Cutaneotrichosporon cavernicola is the source of this 261-nucleotide messenger RNA. RefSeq lists its product as uncharacterized. The record is from RefSeq and is a predicted model, not a curated record. Bases 1 to 261 code for a protein of 86 amino acids. The transcript has 5 exons. Lineage: Eukaryota; Fungi; Basidiomycota; Tremellomycetes; Trichosporonales; Trichosporonaceae. Gene Ontology annotation, cellular component: precatalytic spliceosome; U2 snRNP. Gene Ontology annotation, biological process: mRNA splicing, via spliceosome.